AUGGACAAGAUCAGAUCUUCAAUUGUUGUUAGUGCCAUCACAAUAAUUUUGUUGUUAGUCGUUGCAGAACAAGCAAGCGCGUACACAAUCAAUGCCAAUGAUGAGCUCUUAUGUUAUGGACCAUGCAAGGACGAUUGCCAGCAAAUUUGCAACGGGCAAGGUAUGACUCACUGGUUUUGCGAAAACUUCAGGGGCACAAGGAAUUGCUGUUGCGUACCCGACACCGCCAAGAAUCAGAUCUUUAAGCAAACAGCUCGAUUGAAGAACUAG
Messenger RNA from Arabis nemorensis, 270 nucleotides. Lineage: Eukaryota; Viridiplantae; Streptophyta; Magnoliopsida; Brassicales; Brassicaceae. The record is from the annotation of a GenBank genome assembly.